This is a messenger RNA of Myotis davidii, 318 nucleotides long. RefSeq names its product ectodysplasin-A-like. The transcript is spliced from 2 exons. The record is from RefSeq and is a predicted model, not a curated record. NCBI's taxonomy places the organism in Eukaryota, Metazoa, Chordata, Mammalia, Chiroptera, Vespertilionidae. The annotation marks the transcript as partial.
GCCCGGGCGGGUGAAGGGAACAGCUGCCGGCUCUUCCUGGGCUUCUUCGGCCUCUCGCUGGCCCUCCACCUGCUGACAUUGUGCUGCUGCACCCUGAGUAGACCCGGUGGCCUGGACCCCGACGGUCCCAUCACCCGCCACUUUAGGCAGCCUUCACUUCAGCAGCAGCCGCUAGAACCUAGAGAAACAACUCUCCCACCAGACUCUCAGGACGGGCACCAGGCCUCAAUCAACUACUAACCUUUCUAUGGACUUGACACUUCUGAAUAUCUAUAUAUACAAAAGGCUAAUAUGCAAAGUGUCCCCUUGGGAGUUCUA